Messenger RNA from Acanthamoeba castellanii str. Neff, 1377 nucleotides. RefSeq names its product serine hydroxymethyltransferase. Lineage: Eukaryota; Discosea; Longamoebia; Acanthamoebidae. Bases 1 to 1377 code for a protein of 458 amino acids. Gene Ontology annotation, cellular component: cytoplasm. The transcript is spliced from 11 exons. Gene Ontology annotation, biological process: tetrahydrofolate interconversion; folic acid metabolic process; L-serine catabolic process. Gene Ontology annotation, molecular function: glycine hydroxymethyltransferase activity; zinc ion binding; protein binding. The record is from RefSeq and is a predicted model, not a curated record.
AUGCUCAGCCAACACGCCGGAAACCGUACCCUUGCUGACGCCGAUCCCGAGGUGCAGGGCCUCAUCCGUCUGGAAAAGAAGCGCCAGCUCAAUGGCAUCGAGCUCAUCGCGUCCGAGAACUUCACAUCGCGGGCUGUGCUGGAGGCGCUCGGUUCGUGCAUGACCAACAAGUACUCGGAGGGCCUUCCGGGCCGCCGCUACUACGGUGGUAACGAAGUGAUCGACCAGGUCGAGAAUCUGUGCAUCAAGCGUGCGCUUGAGGCCUUUCACCUGUCGCCCGAGCAGUGGGGCGUGAACGUGCAGCCCUACUCGGGCAGCCCCGCCAACUUUGCCGCCUACACCGCUCUCUUGAACCCGCACGAUCGCAUCAUGGGCCUCGACCUGCCCUCUGGUGGCCAUUUGACGCACGGAUACCAGACCGACAAGAGGAAGAUCUCCGCCACGUCGAUCUAUUUCGAGUCCAUGCCCUACCAGGUGUCGUACCAGACCGGCCUGAUCGACUACGACAGACUCGAGGAGAACGCCGCUCUCUUCAGACCCAAGAUGAUCAUUGCGGGAGCCAGCGCCUACCCUCGCGAUUGGGACUACAAGCGCCUGCGCCAGAUCGCCAACAAGCACGGAGCCUAUCUGCUGUGCGAUAUGGCGCACAUCAGCGGCAUCGUGGCGGCGCAGGAGUGCAACAGCCCGUUCGAGUACUGCGACGUGGUCACCACCACCACCCACAAGACCCUCCGCGGACCGCGUGCCGGUCUCAUCUUCUUCCGCCGCGGCAAGAACGAGGCCACCGGCGCCGCCUACGACUACGAGGACCGCAUCAACAACGCCGUCUUCCCCGCGCUCCAGGGUGGCCCGCACGAGAACACCAUCGCCGCCGUCGCCGUCGCCCUCAAGGAGGCCGCCGAGCCCGAGUUCAAGACGUACAUCCAGCAGGUGAAGAAGAACGCCAAGGUGCUCGCCGAGACCCUCGUGUCGAAGGGCUACUCUGUCGUCACCGGAGGCACCGACAACCACCUGGUGCUCUGGGACGUGAGGCCGCAGGAGAUGACCGGCAGCAAGCUCGAGAAGCUGUUCGAGCUCGUGUCGAUCUCUGUGAACAAGAACGCCGUGUACGGUGAUGCCAGCGCGCUCUCCCCGGGCGGCGUUCGUCUUGGUGCGCCCGCCAUGACCUCGCGCGGCCUCACCGAGGCUGACUUUGUCCGCGUCGCCGAGCUGCUCCACAAGGGUGCGCAGAUCGCGAUUGCGAUCCAGAACAAGACGGGCAAGCUCCUCAAGAACUACCUGCCCGCCCUCGAGACCAGCGAGGAGGUCAAGGCCCUGAAGGAGGAGGUGGAGGCCUUUGCUUCGACCUUCCCCAUGCCCGGCUACGAGAACCACUAG